GAUGGGCCGCAAAGGACCGAUCCGGUGUGUCCUCCAAACCGGCUCCUGGAGGACUGCGUCCCUCGAGCGCGUUCGGAGGAGCUGACCGAUUGGGACAGGCGAGGAUAAGUGACGUAUGCGGUGGACAAACGCGUCCUUAAGGACGCAGCCAGUGUUUGUGAAAAUGUCCAAGGCACCGAACUGUUGCAGUAUUACAAGUUUCCUGCUUUUAUGAUGCGUUCAGGAGACACACAGGAGACACACAGGAGACCCUCCGGGGGUCUGUCAUCGACUGCACUUAGUAUUCAACGUCACAAAUUCGCAGCGUGUCACCCUACUCGCAUGUGCGUUCUAGUCGUUUUAUUUCUAUGGACUGAUUCAUGAACCUGUCCAGCAGGAGGCGCUGCGGAGCCCUUUAACCUGCGUUGAAAACAGCUGAAGAAGAACGUGACCAAUGAGGACGCUUCAAGUCACGUGACCUGAAACCAUGGCUCCAAGAAAGCGAAGUGCAGCGUGACAACGAUGCGAUUCCUUUGUGCUUUGAAACCGCGGUUCUGUCUGGACUACAAUGUGCUUACAAGCCGAUAGCGGUUCCGUUGGGUUCGGUUGUGUCGUACAUUUAACACAGUAGGCCGUUAGAGCACCGGAUCACUAAUACAAGAUAAUGAAGCUUCGGGUCCAGUUGCAGUGUAAGAACCUGCACGAGUACCUGAGAGAGCUGAGUCCGGACGUUUUGGAUCGGCUGUACAACCACCCGGCCACGUGUCUGGCUGUGUACAGGGAACUGCCCCCUCUGGCCAAGAACUACGUGAUGCGCAUGCUGUUCCUGGACCAGCCGCUGCCCCAAGCGGCUCUGGCGCUGUGGGUCAAAGUAGACAGUCAGAAGGACCACGAGGAAUGCGUGUCGGUGUUGGCGGGACUCCGCCUGUGGCACAGUCAGCAGCUGCAGGGAGGUCUGCAGGGAUACAUCCUAAACCCAGUGUUCAAAGACAACCUGAGGAUCGCUCUGCUGGGCGGGGGCAAAGCGUGGGCAGACGAGGGCAGCACUCUGGGUCCUGACCGCCAUGCGCGGGACAUUGAGAGCCUGGACCGCUACGCCAUGGAGCGCUGGGAGGUCAUCCUGCAUUUCAUGGUGGGCUCUCCGUGUGCUGCUGUCAGUCAGGAUCUGGCUCAGCUGCUGGUCCAAGCAGGCCUCAUGAAAAGUGAAGCAGGAGAGGCGCCCUACAUCACAUCCGCUGGUUUCCAGUUCCUCCUGCUGGACACCGCCUCUCAGCUGUGGUACUUCACCCUGCAGUACCUCAAAACCGCUCAGACUAGAGGGAUGGACCUGGUAGAGAUCUUGUCCUUCUUGUUCCAGCUCAGCUUCUCUACUCUCGGCAGAGAUUACUCCGUGGAGGGCAUGAGUGAGUCAUUGCUCACUUUCCUGCAGCACCUGCGAGAAUUUGGACUCGUCUUCCAGAGGAAGAGGAAGUCAAGGCGGUACUACCCCACCAGACUAGCCAUAACCCUGGCUGCAGGAGUCACCACCUCCUCCUCAUCCUCCAUCUCUGUAGCUGGAGAUGCAGGCUUCAUCGUGGUAGAAACCAAUUAUCGUAUCUACGCCUACACCGUGGUGGCGCAUGUAACCAGGGAGUCCGUGCAACAGGCCAUUGCCAACGGCAUCACAGCACAACAGAUUAUCCACUUCCUGAGGACCAGAGCUCACCCUGUCAUGCUCAAACAGACUCCAGUGCUGCCUCCAACUAUAACAGACCAGAUCCAGCUGUGGGAGCUAGAGAGAGAUCGACUGCAGUUCACAGAGGGAGUGCUCUAUAACCAGUUCCUCUCCCAGGCUGACUUCGAGGUGCUCCGAGACAGAGCUCAGGGUCUGGGCUGUCUGGUGUGGCAGGACGUAGCUCACAGAGUGAUGGUGGUGUCACCGCACGGACACAGUGAGGUCAAGAGGUUCUGGAAACGGCAGAAGACUCCACACACCUAACUACACUUACUCCCAUGAUGUCAGGAUUGUCUUGCUGCAACAAUGGUUCCUUCCUGUCAGUGCUGUAUGAAAUCUUUUUUUGUUUCAUAAAAUAAAUUCCAUGUAAUCUGGAUUAAAUACUUAUAAAAAGAAAUCUA
Molecule: messenger RNA, 2094 nt
Organism: Gasterosteus aculeatus aculeatus (three-spined stickleback)
Lineage: Eukaryota; Metazoa; Chordata; Actinopteri; Perciformes; Gasterosteidae
Gene: gtf2h4
Product: general transcription factor IIH, polypeptide 4
Biological process (GO): nucleotide-excision repair
Cellular component (GO): transcription factor TFIIH holo complex; transcription factor TFIIH core complex
Molecular function (GO): double-stranded DNA binding; ATPase activator activity
Source: RefSeq, a predicted model, not a curated record